Planococcus citri (citrus mealybug) is the source of this 1614-nucleotide messenger RNA. RefSeq names its product CCA tRNA nucleotidyltransferase 1, mitochondrial-like. The transcript is spliced from 10 exons. Gene Ontology annotation, cellular component: mitochondrion. Gene Ontology annotation, molecular function: tRNA binding; nucleotidyltransferase activity. The record is from RefSeq and is a predicted model, not a curated record. The coding region runs from base 129 to 1577 and encodes 482 amino acids. Gene Ontology annotation, biological process: mitochondrial tRNA 3'-end processing; tRNA 3'-terminal CCA addition. NCBI's taxonomy places the organism in Eukaryota, Metazoa, Arthropoda, Insecta, Hemiptera, Pseudococcidae.
GUAAAUAAAUUUUUUUUAUCAUUCUCAUUUUUGUGAUGUGAUAACAAAAUGAAUAUGCCGCUUGAAACUUGAAUUUUUGAUCUCUUCACUGGAAAAUCAUUUAAAUCUGGAAGAGUCUUUCACUUGGAAUGAUUGGAAAGCUGAUCGCUAAACAAUCCUCGAUAUGCCUCACCUAUGCGCGUUAUGCCAUUAAUGAAGCUACUUGUGUGAAAUUUAUCAAGUUUUCACGUUUCCAACGCGGGUUUUCAUCUCUGAAUUCGUCGAGUAAAGUUCCAUUCACCAUGAAGAUAGACACCCCCGAAUUCCAAUCCCUGUUCACUCCAGAAUUGAAUACUUUGGCCGAACUUUUUUCUAAAUAUGGUUACGAAAUACGAAUCGUCGGAGGUGCAGUUCGAGAUUUGUUGAAUGGAAAAAAGCCUCACGACUUGGAUUUCGCCACAACGGCAACCCCGCAACAAAUGAAAGAAAUGUUUGAAAAAGAACAGAUUCGAAUGUUGAAUAAUAAAGGAGAAAAACACGGUACAAUUACACCUCGUAUCAACGAUAAAGAGAAUUUUGAGGUGACAACGUUGAGAAACGAUGUAAAAACCGAUGGUCGUCAUGCUGAAGUAGAAUUUACUACUGAUUGGCAAGUUGACGCUGCUAGACGCGAUUUAACGAUCAAUUCCAUGUUUUUAGGUUUGGAUGGCACCGUUUAUGAUUAUUUCGGUGGCUAUGAAGAUUUGAAAAAUAAGCGCGUACUGUUUGUUGGAACUGCUAGUAAACGUAUUCAAGAAGACUAUCUGAGAAUUUUAAGAUAUUUUAGAUUUUUUGGAAGAAUCGUCGAGAAUGCAAAUUCACACGAUGAAAAAACUCUCGAAGCUAUUCGUGAAAAUGGCCCCGGAUUGCAGAAAAUUUCCGGCGAACGUAUCUGGUCCGAGUUGAAUCGUAUAAUUGUUGGGAAUUUUUGCGAGGAAAUUGUCAAGAAAAUGUUCGAAUUGGGAUUAUCGCCUUAUAUGGGUCUCGGCUCGUGUGAAGAAUUAGAGAUUACAACAUUCGAAAAAAUAUGUCGACUUCGUGAAAAGUACGCUUUUAAAGCGAUUACUUCUAUAGCUGCUCUGUUACCGGAUGAAGAAAAGGUCGAAGAAUUUCACUGUCGGGUAAAACUGUCGAGUCACGAACGUAAUUUAGCUCUUUUCCUGGUUGUCCAUAAAACUGUCGAUUUCAACGAAUCAAAAGAUAAUCCUCUUAGGCCGUUUCAAAGAUUACUCAUUAUGACUACCAUGAAAAAAGAUCAAGUACGCGAAUACAUUAUGGAAUUAUUCCGAUUCCACGACAGAGAAGAUUUGAUCGAAUCGUUUAAAUCGUGGAAAAUGCCUUACCUUCCUAUUAAAGGCGAAAAUUUGAAAGAAAAAGGAGUCAAAGGCGUGCAAAUGGGUGUUGUAAUCAACCGAAUGAAGGAGCUGUGGAUUGAUAGCGACUUCCAAUUGACUGAAACCGAUUUAAUGGGCAAGCUUCCUGAAAUUUUAACUCAGUUGCCUGGAAUUAUGGGCGAACAGCAUCAACGAAAGAAUAAAAAAAUCAAGACUUCUAGUUGAAAAUUUGCUAGACUUAAAUAAACACAAUUUUGUUAUA